This is a messenger RNA of Struthio camelus australis, 6401 nucleotides long. It is a transcript of the gene GABRR2, whose product is annotated as gamma-aminobutyric acid type A receptor subunit rho2. Lineage: Eukaryota; Metazoa; Chordata; Aves; Struthioniformes; Struthionidae. Gene Ontology annotation, biological process: nervous system process; signal transduction; chemical synaptic transmission. Gene Ontology annotation, cellular component: neuron projection; plasma membrane; synapse. The record is from RefSeq and is a predicted model, not a curated record. Gene Ontology annotation, molecular function: neurotransmitter receptor activity; GABA-A receptor activity; chloride channel activity.
UUUGCUGGGCUUCGACCUGCUUGCUCCUCUCAAAGUUUUGCUCUGAAUGUGGUUGUGUGUUCCUAGGCGCUCAUUGCUGUGCAUGUCAGAGUUUUGUUUGCAUAUCUGUCCAGCACACUUCUUAUUACUAACGCAAUUAAGUCCUAUGCAGAGAGGCAGUCUAGAUUGCCCUUUGAAUGUCCUGUUAAAAAUAAGGUGAACGGUCCCUGAAAACAAGCUCUUCAUUGUGAUUUAAAAACAAAAGCUGUUUUUUUUUAGCUUUUCAUUCUUACUUCAAAGUCUUAUAAAAGUUAAAAUGCCUGAUUUUGCAAAGAUCUCUUUGAAAAAGUGAAUAUUAAUGGUGACUGUUGAUUAAUGUGGAGAGUCUAUUGCAUGUCUGGGUGUUUUGGGGAUUACUGUGUUUUAAUUUCCCUUUAAAAAUUAACAGUGAAUAAAAAAAAUCAUUUUCAGAGGAAUUAGCUCAUGUUUUGUCUUCCACAACAUAAAGAGCCGGACUGACUAAACUGGAAAAUAAAAUGUCCGCUGCCAUAAGACCACCAAAAAUACAUGUCACUGUAAAAUAUACAUAUCUCAAAUGUGACAGCACAGGCAGUCUUCUACUUGAAAAAGAUGCCAUGAUAAUGAACAGAAAAUCUGGAAAGCCUGAUGAAAAGGGACAGCAUGGUUUUAUGCCGUCUGGCAGAAGGAUAGCACUGUCCUGAGAUUAGAGGAUUGAGCAAAAAGCUGGCAUGCAGAAUUGCAGUUUUUAUAUAAUGGCUUUAGUAAAUAUCCUUUAGGACCCAGUGGAAACGUUUGGCGAGGCAAACUUCAUGGGUAAUGGCCAAUCAUUAAGCGAUGAUCAGGGGAAAGCUUUGAGUGAGAAGCCCUUGAAAGCCUGUCUGAAAUAUUAAAUCAGAAAAGCAGCAUUUGUACCGAUGAUCACUGACAAACACACAACUCUGGAAUUAGAGUUGAUUCAAUGUUUAAACCAGGGGGGACUUCUACUACAGGCGGUGACUGGAGUGCAGAGUGUCUUAACUGCUGUUUCCUGCGAGAUGCCUUAUUUUGCAAAACUCUUUUUAUUAAUCUUUUGUUUGGUUCUUCUUGUGGAAAGCAGAAAGCACAGAAGAAGGAGGUGGACAAGCCAGUUGGAAGUGCAGAAGGCAAGUCACAUCUAUAAGAAGAAUCAUGACCUGACCAAAACUCGGAAAGGAAAGACUGAGCAGCUCCUCAGAGUUGAUGACCAUGAUUUCACCAUGAGGCCGGCUUUUGGAGGCCCUGCAAUUCCUGUUGGCGUGGAUGUGCAGGUUGAAAGCUUGGACAGUAUUUCUGAGGUUGAUAUGGAUUUUACUAUGACUUUGUACUUAAGGCACUACUGGAAGGAUGAGCGCCUCUCGUUUCCCAGCAUCACCAACAAGAGCAUGACCUUCGACGGCAGGCUUGUGAAGAAGAUCUGGGUGCCAGAUGUCUUCUUCGUGCACUCCAAAAGAUCGUUCAUUCAUGACACGACCACGGACAACAUCAUGCUGCGAGUGUUCCCUGACGGUCACGUACUCUACAGCAUGAGGAUCACAGUGACAGCAAUGUGCAACAUGGACUUCAGUCGCUUUCCCUUGGAUUCUCAGACAUGUUCUCUGGAGCUGGAAAGCUAUGCUUACACUGAUGAAGAUCUGAUGCUUUACUGGAAAAAUGGGAAUGAAUCUCUGAAAACUGACGAGAAGAUUUCUUUGUCUCAGUUUUUGAUACAAAAAUUCCAUACUACAUCAAGACUGGCUUUCUACAGCAGCACAGGUUGGUACAAUCGCCUCUACAUAAACUUCACCUUGCACCGACACAUCUUCUUCUUCUUGCUCCAAACCUACUUCCCUGCCACUCUGAUGGUCAUGUUGUCCUGGGUGUCUUUCUGGAUUGACCACAGAGCAGUACCUGCGAGAGUCUCUUUGGGGAUAACCACCGUGCUGACCAUGUCUACAAUCAUCACAGGAGUGAAUGCCUCCAUGCCCCGUGUUUCCUACAUCAAAGCGGUGGACAUCUACCUAUGGGUCAGUUUUGUGUUUGUCUUUCUCUCGGUGCUGGAAUACGCAGCAGUGAAUUACCUGACUACAGUGCAAGAACGGAAGGAGAGGAAACUCCGGGAGAGGUUUCCGUGUAUGUGUGGGAUACCUCAUUCGAAAACUAUGAUGCUGGAUGGAAACUACAGUGAAUCUGAUGCCAACAGCCUGGCAGGUUAUACGAGAAGCCAGGUGGUCCCAGAGGAAGAAAAACAAGAAAAGAUGGUCGUGCACUUGACUAUGAGCAGUGAAUCUAAUUCAUCAAGGAAGAGAGGCCUGAAGGGCCAUGUGGGCCUUCGCAUCAUCCAGAACACUCAUGCAAUUGAUAAAUACUCAAGAUUAAUAUUUCCAGGCACCUAUAUAUUUUUUAAUUUGAUAUAUUGGUCUGUCUUUAGCUAGGCAUGCUGUGGCGGCAGUAACUGAAGCAGAAAACAUCUACAAGCUCUUUUUUAUUGGUUCUUUUAAAGUCCAGUUUGGAUGGAAAGCUAGAAAACUGAUUAUUUUGCUACUUCUUUGAAGGGUGAAGGGGAGGACACAGCCUCCAGUGGGCAACUCCAUGCACAGACAUCAUGGAGAAACCUGUCAUGCUGGUUACUGUCCAACCCCUACCCCAGUUCCAGUUUGCUUUGUGGUACAUGCUGUUUCUCAUACUUGAAAAUACGCACUCACCAUUUGCCCAAAAGGUGCUGGACAUACAUAUGGAGCUGGCAACACUGCUGGUGCUUGCUGUGCAAUGGGAAACUGCAGACAACACUCACCUGGGCUGUCCUGAUGGAUUAGACUUGGUUUAUGAACAUCAUAUGUCUUUUCAUUGGCUUAUGAACAAGACUUCUUUGCAGCAUGCAAAUUCUGGUCUCUGGACAGGACUUGCAUUGAUGCCAAUAGGACUAUUGACUGGAUGGGAUCAACAGGGUUGGUUACAGAGUGCAGGUGACACAUUUGAGUCUGUAGUAAUUUUUUUCCAAAUUAGAAGUAGGGAGUGAUGAUAAAGCAAAGCAGAGAAGCCCAUGAACUCACAGAGAAUGGCUUCCAGAGUUCAUGGAUAAUCAAAAAAGGAAGUUUAGGCAGGUUUAGUUAGUGUUCACCCUUUAAGUGGAGCACAGCACAUAGUAUGUAGCACCUGCCCUCUAAAAUAGGAGGGAAACCAGCGUGUGGCAUGCAGUUAUCACACAGGAAUGGGCAGUGUCUCUGGGACCAUCACUUUCUCUGUUCACAGCGGAAAGUAGAAAGCAGUGUUGAGGGCAGCACUGGUAGCUUUCCAGGGCAUUCCUCAUCCCUAUGAGGAAAGUGCAGCCCACAGAGAAACUAUAUAUCCCGAUAUACCUCUCCAAAGAUACACAUUGUCCUUCAGUUUAGUCAUUUUGGAUCAAGAGGGAGAGAGGCCUGCCAGAACCUGUCUCUGCAGACGUAUAAUCAUUUCAGAAAUUAAAGCAGCCAAAAAUAAUACUAUGGGAUUCAGUCAACCACAAGGUCAACAUAAGUCCUGUGAAGCUGCUGGAGAAUACUGUAGCAAGCUUAUGUGCUUGGUGUUCUGUUAUCCCCCCUUCCUUUGCUAAUGAUGCUGACAGCAAGACACAGGCGUAUCUGUGUGAUAGCGGCAAGACAGUGAUAGCUGGAUUUGCAUGCUCUUUAUUUUUAAAUAAACACCAUGGUUUUGUUGGGCUGUGGAGGAGAUUAUGUUCAUUGAAACAUUUGGUUACCAAGCUGAAACUCAGCCAGGUGGGAAGAGCUUGAAGCACCAAGACUCGAUAUGGAAGUUGGAGGCCAAUUCAACAGUAUGAUUAGGUCAUCUGACUAGUGUUUUGGACAGGAAGAUUUGAAUAAAUCACAGAGGUAAUGGUGCAGGCAUUUAAUCUCUAACAAUACUCUCGCAUAUACCAAAUGUAACAUCCAUCCCCCUUUACCCGAAAAGCAAACAGAAAUACUAAUAAGACUGUAACUAUUGCUUGGGCUUUGAAAUCUUCUGCUUACUGUAGCAGUAAUACUUACAUUUUAAAUCUGAAGGAGGUUUAGAAGCAGGCUUGGAAGUGUCAUCUUCAGAAUACCUAGAAUUUACCUAUUGCCUCAAAUAUUGCUGCCUACGUUGAAGCCUAUUUCAAUGGUCACGCCAAUUUAGUGGAAACGGAAUUGAUCAUCACCCAUGUUAAUAACUGAAAUAAACAGAGUUCUGCAUCAUCAUAAAAGAAAAAAAAAACAGCCCUGAAAUUGCUAGAGAGAGCAGAAGGGAAGCCAUGAAAAGACAAUAUCUGAGGGAAGGCUUGUCCUAUAUGCCAGCCUGCCGUUUCUUUCCAGUGUCAUCAGAGCAGUGUAUUCACCACGCAUCACCCUUCUCCACGUUGAAACCUGGAUACCUCUCACGGUUACUGGCGGAGGUAAAAAGUUGCUAUUGUAAAGAGGCAAGAAAUAUUAAAGAAAUAGCCCGCCCGACUUUUGAGAGGUUAAAACCCCUACAUAACAAAAUGCAUUCUUUAAUUUUAGCCCUUUUAAAACAAAAAACGCUGCCGUGUUUCGGAGGCAAAAGCGAGCAAACUGAGAGGCCCGUUCUUAGGCUGUCGGACGUAAGCUGAAGGAAGGCACCUGAACGGUAAAGUUAAAUCACUGAGACGGGAAGUAAGAAACUUGGAUCCUACUCCUCAUUUUGCCCGGCUUUCUACCUUACCCUCGGCAUGCCGUUUGGCCUCUCGGUGCCUCAGCUUCGCCAUCUGGGAAAUGGGGAGCAAUAAUAUUUACCUACCUCAGGAGUUGCCGGGAGGUUUAACUUACUAGCAUAUAUGUGGAGCGCGGUUGUGAUUUCUGAGCAGAAAACCUUGCAGGAGUCUGAAGUAUUUUCUCUUAGUUACCAGUGGUUUCUUCAGAUGUGUCCUCUGAAUCAGUCUAGCUGGAAGAAAUCAAAAAAAUCUUGUUAGAUAUCCACAUGCAAAAGAUAAAAUUGUUUCAGUUAUAUCAGCCAUUUGGAAGAGUAGAGUUAACAGGCCACUUUUAAUUUGGGGAGGGGGUGGUAUCUAAAUAUACACCAAUAGCCAAAAAGUAAAUAUUGUCUAUAAAUAAUGCCUCCUGCCAUACAAAAAAAGACCUAGUGCUUUACUCUUUUAUUGCAUCUCUUUUUCCCUUAAAACUUACGUGAUGACAGAGACAGUUCUUUCUAGCCUAUCAUCUUUUGCACUAGUGCUACCUAUAGUUUAAAUGCUACUUAAUAAACCAGUUUUGAAGAGGUUUCCCCCUUACCUUAGUCUUAUUUUACAUGCGUGUGUGCAUAAGUGAUAGAGAUUGGUGUUUAAUGAAAUAUCCAUGUUUAUUUCUACCGGACACAAUUACACAGUCCAUAAAAUCUUCAAGGAGGGUAUUUUUUUCUUAAAGGAAAAACAAGUCUCUAUCCUGGGUACUGCUUAUGCUCAUUAUUGGUUAAAACAAUAGAUAAAAUGUAUAGAUGCAAAUAAAACAAAGACAUCUGCAUCCUACAGCUUAUCAGUUGUGUUUUCCUGCUUAUUAAGAGGGGACUGGCUAGGCAUGAAGCCAGAGCGAAUAGCUGGAGUGUGAUUAUUGAGCAUGCAUUUCACCUUUCUUCUCUCCCGGGUUGGAAGAGGCUUCAUUAGCACUGUUUAACUUCUGCUUGCAAGAUCCAACCAAUGUUUUAAGAACUGGUGCCUACAGUUAAGCUCCGAACACCAUCGGAUGGCUUCAGCCCAAUUUGGUGAAACACUAAGCAUCUGGAAAAUUAACUUACCAAUGGACAGGAUUUUCGGAAGUGUAUAAGAGAUUUGGGUGUAGAAAGCCCAUUGGUGAAUGCGCCAUCUCUGAAUAACCUGAUCCAACUGUCAAGAGAGAAAACGUCAGCCCAGCUCAUUCUGGCUAGAUUAUACUUUUUUUACUUCUGUCUAACCAAAUCACGUCUUUGAAAAAAAGCAACUAUAAAUAUGUUUACAUAUGUAUAAUGUGCAUGCAUGUAACUUAUAACAAAGGAAGACACUGGGACGUAUACUUAUGUUAAAUAGAGUACAUUUAUGAAAUUGUAGCAUGUUGUAUGUAAACUACCAUUUAUUAUGCCCAAGAAAACCUAUAGACUAUGUUGGACUGAAGAAAGGCUUUGAACUGGCUGGUCAAGGGCUAAGAAACGGGGUGUUGGCAAGUUAUUCCAUAAUUAAAAAUUAUGGGUUCUCUUAACCUUUUUAUUCUGGAGAAGGCUGUGUUGAGAAACGUGCAAGGAAGGCUGAUGCUAAAUUGGCUGUACAGUUGCUGCAAUCCACUGUGCUGAUUUCUGUAAUCAAAUUUGGUAGUAAAAAAACAAAUGGAAAGGCUGGAAAUGGGCCCAUUUCAUUGUGUGAAGUUUAAAACAUUACUUUUAAUUAUUACGUGGAGUGAUGCUAACUAAUA